Molecule: messenger RNA, 1368 nt
Organism: Guillardia theta CCMP2712
Lineage: Eukaryota; Cryptophyceae; Pyrenomonadales; Geminigeraceae
Exons: 1
Biological process (GO): proteolysis
Molecular function (GO): metallocarboxypeptidase activity; zinc ion binding
Source: RefSeq, a predicted model, not a curated record
AUGGAGGGAACCGUCUCCUCCUCCAGCUUCCCCGCCCGCAUCGUCUUCAACAAGGACGUCACUUCCCCCGACUCGUCAGAGUGUCAGCCUCCUCUCCCUGCUCUCAUCAACUGGAAGUGCCUCGUCUUCUCCUCCGACUUUGAGUGCGGGAACCUGCGGCGAGCUGUGCAGGUGGGGGAGCACGAGUAUGACCUGCUGCUCUCGACGGACACCAAGACGCGGAGGCACGUUCAGUGGUUCUACUUCCGCAUGUCAGGGAUGGAGCGAGGGGUGAGGUACAAGCUCAACAUCAUCAACAUGCGCAAGCAUGACUCCCUCUUCAACUACGGGCUCAAGCCCGUCGUCCUGUCCGUCAAGCUCCUGCACAAAGAGGGAGCUGGCUGGCACCACGCGGGAGAGGAGGUGGCUUACUACCGCUCGUCGGUGAACAGAAGCAGAAGCGGGAGGGGCCUGCACACGCUGACCUUCACGCUCUCCUCCCCGAUGGACAACGACUGCUUCUUCGUCGCUCACUCUUACCCAUACUCCUCCUCCGACCUAACGAGGUUCCUCUCCCUCCUCGAGAAGAGCAGCUCCUCCGGGCGCUACGUCACUCGCUCCUCCCUCUGUCGCUCGGUCGGUCAGCGCGAGUGCCCGCUGGUGAGCAUCACAGAGCCCGAGGGGGAGGCAGCAAAGAGGACGACGAUCUUCAUCUCCUCUCGCGUUCACCCAGGGGAGACGCCGGCGAGCUGGGUGAUGCACGGGCUGCUGGAGUUUCUGACGAGCGAGGAAGAGAAGGCGAAGUCGCUGCGGCGGCAGCACGUGUUCAAGCUCGUCCCGAUGAUGAAUGUCGACGGAGUGAUGGCCGGCAACUGCCGGACGUCGCUAGACGGGGAGGACAUGAACCGCUGCUGGGAGGAGCCUCGUCGGGUCACCUGCCCUGAGAUCGCAGCAGCCAAGGAGCUGCUGAAGAGCCUCAAGGACGAGGGACGUCCCGCCAUCCUUUUCAUCGACCUCCACGCUCACUCCCGUCAGCUCGACUGCUUCGUCUACGGCUGCGACACCAAGAGCGGGAAGACGAAGGAGGAGAGAGAGGAGGAGCCGCUUGAUCCCUCCUCCUUCGAUGUCCGUGUGUUCCCCGCCCUCGUCGCUCAGAGCUGCGACGGUUUCAACUUCAGCUCCUGCUCCUUCAACGUGAGCAGAGGACGUGAGGGAUGUGCCCGGGUGGUGGCGCAUCGAGAGCUGGGGAUCCUGGGGUCUUACACGCUGGAGGUCUCAUUCCUAGGAGGGACGUUGGGGAGGUGCCGAGGAAGAUUCUUCUCGCGCGAGGAGCUCAAGGGGAUCGGGAGGAGCAUCUGCGAGAGCAUCGCCUCCUACUCGGACUCCGAG